AUGUCGAUAGGUUCUCACUUUGCACACAGAAAGCCUCCGAAAGCUGUUCUGAGCACUCGCUCCUCCACUCUUAGCCCAGGACACUGUCUCAUCUGGCCUUUCUGUUUCCCAGUGAUCAAAUGGAAACCCCAGGAUGCCUUCAACCAGACCCAGCCCAGCAGCUCCUUCUUACGUGACCCUGUGGAGGGGAGGAACAGCACCAAUUCCACCAGGACCCUGAGGCUGUCAGACGCGGCCAGUGCCACCUGGUACAUCCUCGCCAUCAUCGGCAUCUAUGGUGUGAUCUUUGUCUUCCGGCUGGCCAGCAACAUCCUCAGGAGAAACGAGAGGUCCCUGGAGGACAUUUAUUACUCAAACUUAACUUCCGAACUCAAAAGGAAAGGGUUUCAGAGCAAGGUGGCUAAGUGCUCCCUGAUCAUCCACAACACAGCUGCCCUUCAGCCUCAACAAGACGACCCAGAACCAAAGGGUGAGAAUGGCAGGCUCCACACAGGAACCCAGGCGGUCCCUUGA
This is a messenger RNA of Microtus oregoni (creeping vole), 513 nucleotides long. It is a transcript of the gene Smim34, whose product is annotated as small integral membrane protein 34A. The record is from RefSeq and is a predicted model, not a curated record. Lineage: Eukaryota; Metazoa; Chordata; Mammalia; Rodentia; Cricetidae. The transcript has a single exon. Bases 1 to 513 code for a protein of 170 amino acids.